CCUGAAGUGGCUCCUCGUCCCGCUCCGCCGGGUCAUGUGAGGACAUGCUGGCAGCCCGCCGGGUCAACACGGGAACAUGGCUCCGGCUCCGCUUCGCACGCCGCGGACCGCGCUCCCGCUCUCCCCCGCGGCUCAGGCCUGAACCCACACACCGUCCAUCACUCUUUAUCGGGGGGAAAUUCAGCUAUUUGAAAUGCCGAAGAGGGGAAUUUAGCGCGAGCGGAGAGUCGCCGGUGAAUGACGUCAGUACGCAUCACAUUGAACGAUGACGCCGUUUGAUCAUUAAAAAAAUCUGCCGUUAAAGAAAUGAUCGGGAAUUAGGUCAGAAAACAACCGAGCGGCUUCGGAGGUCGGCACCGCUCCAGAGAGGUGAAAUAACCUGCUCCGACCUGGACGGAGCGGGAUGACCGGCGGCUCCAGCCUCUGCGGACGGGCGCUGUAGCUGUUCACCGGUCUGUCUGCCCGCCUGCCUCCCGCGGCUCGCUCGGUCUGGGAAGACCCGCAAGAACCCGAACCAGCGGUCCCGGGCCGGACCGGACAGCUAGCCCGAGGAGGUGAAGAGGAGAGGCGCCGACACGGAACCCGGCAGCCAGGAGCCGCGGACGGCGCUCUGCUGAGACCCAGGAAAUCCCUCCGCAGCCUGGUAGCAACACGGUGCACAUUUCAGUAGUUCCAGGAUACUCGAUCCCAGGACCGGAGCAUGUGAGCGCAGCCGCCUGCGUGAUGUGAGCCUCGCCGGUCCUGCCGCAGAGAUUUCGUUUACCUGGCGCUGAAGUGAAGAAGCAGAGCUUGUCCUGACGAUGUCGAGCCGCCGGAAGUCCACCACGCCGUGCAUGGUGCUGCCCUCCGACGUGGUGGAGCAGGAGGAGGUGGAGGAGAAGGCUGCGGACAAGGAGGAAGAGGCGGGGGAGGAGCAAGAGGAGGGCAAGGUGAAGGAAGGGGCCGAGGAGGCGGCGAACAGGGAGGAAGCGGCGCAGGCUGUUCUCGUGGUUCCCACUCCCCCAGAUUCUGAUGAACCCAGUGUCUCUGCAGAAGACAGCAAGGCCGCCACGCCUCCGCCGAAGCGCAGCGCCACAAACGCCUGUGAGGAUCCGAGCAGUGAGCCGCAGACCCAGGAGCCGCAGUGCGACGCAGCGGAGGAGGGAGCGGCAGACGCCGCCGCCGUGGCCGCCAUCUCUCUCAGCAAGACCCCCAUCAUGAGGAUGAAGUCCAAAUCCGAGCCCAAGAGGAUCGCCGUGUCCCUGAAGUCAGCCGACGAAGGGGGGCCGGAGGGGUUCGGGGGAGGAGGCGGCGGCGGAGGCGGCGGCGGCGUUGAGGGGGAGCUGGGAGGAGAACAGGAACCCAUCGAAGCCCCGCUGGGCCCAAUGAUGCCCAUGGACAUGCUGCUGCACGACUCCAUGAAGCUGGGAGGCGCCGGCUUGCUGGUCAGCCCGCAGUCAGACCAUCACAGGAAGUCGUCUCUCCUGAACCCCACGGUGCUGCCUGCAGGCCUGGCACAGGUGCUUUCGGCCUUCCAGGCCCAGCAGAGCCCGGCGGCGGCUCAGCCCCAGCUGCUCAUCCCCCUCAGCAGCAUCCCCUCCUACAGCGCUGCUAUGGACACAAACCCCCUGCUGGGCUCCACCUAUAAGAAGUUCCCCUACCCCUCCAUGGCCGAGAUCAGCGGCCUGGCAGCACAGACGCAGUUUACAGAGGAGCAGAUCAAGGUGUGGUUCUCCGCCCAGCGGCUCAAGCACGGCGUCAGCUGGACCCCGGAGGAAGUGGAGGAGGCCAGGAGGAAGCAGUUCAACGGCACGGUGCACACGGUGCCUCAGACCAUCACCGUCAUACCGGCUCAUCAGCUGUCGGCCGCCAACGGCCUGCAGUCCAUCCUCCAGACCUGCCAGAUCGUGGGCCAGCCGGGCCUCGUGUUCACACAGGUUGGCCCAGGCGGGAACCUUCCAGUGACCAGUCCCAUCACCCUCACAGUAGCAGGGUUGCCCAGCCAAUCCCAGAGCUCCAGCAGAGUUUCCUGCCAGCCCAACCCAGCAAACAGUGAGCUGAAACGGGCCACCACUGUUCAGCCUCCCUCCCUCUCUCCACAGGAGAAUUCGGCCCUCAGCGCCGACACCUUCAGCAUGAGACCUAAGAAAUCCAAAGAGCAGCUGGCCGAGCUGAAGGCCAGCUACCUGAAGAACCACUUCGUCACCGACGCAGAAAUCGCCCGCUUGAUGAAAGUCACCAACUUGACGAAAGGAGAGAUCAAGAAGUGGUUCAGCGACACUCGGUACAACCAGCGCAACUCCAAGAACAGCCACGUCAUCGUUUUCCACGAUGGAGGGGGCCGAGGCGGCGGCUGCAGCGCCGCCGCCAGCACCCCCAUCGUGAUCGACUCCAGCGACGAGACCCCGGCCUCCCCCCACCCGCCCCGCACGCCUCCCGUCAGGGAGAGGGAGAGCCGGCCCAAAACCUGGAACCCGUUCCCGGACUUCACCCUGCAGAAGUUCAAGGAGAAGACCCCGGAGCAGCUGGUGGUGCUGGAGGAGAGCUACGAGAAGGGCAGCACGCCGUCGGACGAAGAGCUGAGCCGCCUGAGGACGGAGACCAAGCUGACCCGGAGGGAGAUCGACGCCUGGUUCACCGAGAGGCGGAAAAUGUCCUCCGUCAGCGCCAACUCCCCGGAAGCCUCCGAGGGAGGCAGCAUGGAGGCCGAGGCGGCCAGGGCAGAGGACGGGGCCGAAGGAGCGACGUCUUCGUCUUCCCCCGCCUCCUCGUCCCGGAAAGGCAGCCAGACUCCUCCGGGGAGUCGCGGCAGGCAGCUGCCCGGCACCAGCAGGAAGGACAUGAAAGACAAGACCAAGAAGUCUCCGGAGCAGCUCCACAUCCUGAAAAGUGCCUUCGUGCGGACGCAGUGGCCGUCGCCGGAGGAGUACGACCAGCUGUCCGAGGAGAGCGGCCUGCCGCGCUCCUACAUCGUCAGCUGGUUCGGGGACUCGCGCUACUCCAUGAAGAACGGCAACCUGAAGUGGUUCUUCCAGUACCAGACCGGCCGCAUCGAAGGGCCCAACGGCGGCGGCGGCGGCGGCGGCAGGAUGGGAGGCGGCGGCAGAAAGAGACGCGGCCGGAAUCGCGGCUGGGGCCGAUCCCGAACCAGGAAGCAGCCGAGGAGGUCCGCCUCGUCCAGCGCGGACGUGGACAGGAUGCCCCCGUCCAAGAAGUUCAAGAGCGCCAGAGACAUCCUGAAAGAGUACUACCUGAGGCACCAGUUCCUCAACGAGCAAGACCUGGACGAGCUGGUGACCAAGACCAACAUGAGCUACGAGCAGGUGAGGGAGUGGUUCGCUGAGGUCCAGCGGCGCCUGGACAUGGGUCUGGAUCCCUUCCUGGGCCCGGCCGCCAGGACGGACGGCGACGACCGGGCGGACGACGACGAGGAGCCGCGGGGCGAGGGCUCGGCGGCCGCCGACGAGCAGGCCGGCGGCGGCAUGGGGGAGGAAGACGACGAGGACGAAGACGAGGAGGACGACGGCGAGGACACGGACGACAGCGAGGUCUGGGAGCCGUCACGCAGCGUCAGAAAGUCUCUGUCCGUCUCCGAAGACUAGCGUGGGAGGAACCGCGCCUGAAUGUUACAAAGAGAAACACUGCUCGGAUGGGAGCCGGUGGCGUUUGUGUUUUGCCUCUGAUGUCGCAUGUGUCAUCCUUCCCAACCUGAACUCAUCAUUACUGUUCCUGAGAUGGACUCCUAGCUUUAGCUCCCUCAAUCAAGGUCGGUACGAGACGAGAAUCCCAGCCUGCUCAUCUCAGACUGGCACAAACUCUGAGACUGCCGAGAUGAAAUACCCCAAAAACCUGUCGCGUCGUCAAACUUUAUUCAUGCUUCUUCGGAACCGUCGUGGACGCCGACCGGUGCACAGAGACGGUUUUUACGGAGGAGCUACUGACACUUUCAAUGUCCAUUGUGCUUCUUGUUCAAUUUGCACUCCUCGCUUGCCCGGACGAAGCCGGCGAGGGACCGUUACCCACACAUCCACGCUCCUUUCCCCUGGGAAGAAAUGUCUCGAUGCUGUUGUGAGCUCAGGCUCCCAACCUCCAGUGUUAUGAAUGUUUCGGCACAGCGAGGCGGGAGAGACCGGCUUCUUCUCAGCCCCCGUUUACACAACGACAGUCUGCCGGAGACGGCUUCAUGUUCCUGGACCGGAGCGCCGUAGUUUGCAUGUGUGCCGUAAACGUCCCGCCUCCUUUCGGCUGUUCUUCGACGCGUCUCUGCUGAUCCGCCGCUGUCCCUGGUGUUGGUCGACUCUGUGCACGUGCAGAGAAGCUAUUGGUCGCCUCCAUAGUGUGCAUGUAGAGUCCUGCUGCUUUUCUCUGUUCACACACAGACGGAGACAUUUCAAAAAAUGUUCGUCUCUGGAAUCUGUUUUCAAAAUGUUUCCAGAGACGACGGAGGGUGAUGGUUUGUUGUCGUGUUAACGGGGCCUGAGGGAGGUGCUUGAAGACAUGUUGCAAAUGAAACCAGCACACACACUAUUUCUAAUUUCACGUUUUCUUUAGCACCGACGAGGCUCGCCGCCAGGACCUGAGCGUUAGCUUGUUUUCAGCCGGAUGGAGAAUGUUAAUCGUCUAAUGAUGCGUUCCCGUUGCCUCGGAGCUGGGGAGUCCUCACGCCUAUUCCUUAAAAAAAAAAAAAAAAAAAAGAAAACUUCCACUUGAUCCCACAUCAGCAAGCAGAGACCGGCCGGCCGCGGUUUUUCCGGAGGGCUUCAUUCUGAGGAGGAAUAAGCAGCACUGUAGCACGGCCGUGAGCCGAACGGUUAGAAGACACUGUCUCACUGCGCAGCCAUAUUGAAAACCCAACCUGAAGUAGUCGUCUACUGCUCCCGCGUCACACGGCGGUCCGAGGCAACUGGAAAGCAGCUUUAGGCGAAGGAGGAAAAAGUACCUUAAUGUUGAAUGAAUGCCAACGCCGUGAUGCUCUUUAAAUGACAGGACGUCCACUUAAGUCUUCCCUUUAUCGCAGCUCCUCGUCUCGUCGUUCUCUUUAGGAUUUUUAGCUCGUGGAUCUGUUGGGAAAGAGGCCACAGAAUGUGUUUUAUUCUACACUGCUGUUCUUUGUGGAAUCAUGUGCUUUUUCUCGCCUUCCUGUGAGGCGAGCGACGUAGGUUCAGAUAGUGCGAGGCUGCCGUGCCAAAGUUGAAUGUGCGAACUGAGCGGACUACUGAUGGACCUCUGCUUAGAGAGACGAAACAAGCCUUUUUCUGCAGUGUUUUUUUUUUUUUUUCUUUUCUUUUCUUUUCCGCAGCAGUUGAAAUCUUAGCGGAUAAAGUUUCACUGAGACGUGCGUGAAUGCGAGCGCCAGGCGAGGACUGAAUUCGGAGUAAAUCGACCGACUGCAGUCAGCACCAAAUCACCGCCGUGAGGCCUGUGAACCAUUUCAGGUGGAGAUCCCACACUUUAACAAACACUGUCUGACAGUGUUUCAAAGAAUGGUUUUAAAUCUGCACUGGAGAGAAGAAUCGAAAGCACCUAAACGGAAAAUUUAGAGGGAAAAAAGAAAAAAAAAGAAAAAUGCACUUUGUCCGCUUGUGUUCAUUGUGGACUAAAUCCUGAUUAGGCACCUUAAUCUCAUCUUAUACCAUGAAAUGGCUCUGAGACACCAAACCUGUUUUCUAUGAAUAUGAACUCAACCAGUAUUUUGCCUUUUUUUAUUCUUAGUGUGUUUUCACAAUGAGGAAAAAAAAACAACAACAAAACAAAAAAAAAAAAAAAAAUCACCAGUGUAUCCACUUUUUCUAACGAUAUGUGUGUUUGUGGCUCGAACCCAUCGAACAAUCACCACUUUCUCUCACUAAAUUGCACAAUUUGAGCCCCGUGUGUAACGUCCCACAAUGAGUUUUGUGUUACAUUUUGUCGUUGUGUUUUGUUGCGUCGUCGCUUUAUAUCGUUGUGCCCCCCCCCCCAGCACCCCAUAGUCCGGACCUCCUCCCCAGGUGGUCUCAGUGGGUUUUAUUGUCAUUAGUGGUCCGCAGCACACAGAAGAGACACCAGAGAACUGUUUGAAUGAAAAACGUGGUUGGGAGAGUGGGAAGCUACCAAAUAACCCCCCCUGCCCACCCCGCCCCCGUUUCUCUUCACUUUUUAAAGCACCGACUUGACGAGUAAUAAACUGCAUACUGUCGCGACCACUGUUUCCACUGGGGUGGGGGGGCAGGCCGAAGCUUUGCUGGUAAACCUCUGUGCCUACAAGGCUCGAAACACCAUCUCUCCGCUCGGGAUAUCCGCAGGCUUCGGAGGAUUUUUAGGAGGAAAGGCGUGUUCCUGUCCUGGGACAGGCUUCCAGGAUCCCUGUGGGGUUCAGGAUCCAGUCGCGUCCUGUCACCGGGAACUUGUCACACCCGAUGCUCGGCACCUUCGGCUCUCCGGCAGAAUCCCACCGGAGCUGGCGGAGAGCUCAAAACUUCAUGUUCACGUGACAAGUGCCUGGCCGUGGCGAUCACGACGUGUCGAGCGUUCUGUCUGAUACUGCAUGCAAUAACCAAGGCGAACAACGGCUCUUUUUGUACAUACAGUAUUUGGGGUUGGCAUACUUGGCACAGUUGAAGCCUAAUUUGAGCUCCAGUAGUCAAACAGUACUGUCAAACAGUUGGACCCGAUUACUUUUCAAAGUUCUUCCAACUCCGUUCGGUUCUUGGACUGGAACAGCUCAGCUGCUGCUGCUAGCUCGGGAGACUUCGUUACAAUCCGCUAGCCUCAUUUCGAGCCAUAUUUUGGAAGGGCUUUGAUUUUCUUUGUUUUGUUUUAAUUAGUCCAACUGUGACGGUUCUCGGAGUGUGUUUUCCUGACUUUAAUCUGCUACGCAGCGGCCCACAGGUUAGGCUCGCUCCUGUCUCCAAGUAUCCAGCCCACGGUCUUCUACAGUGUGCUUUCCUAUAGUCGCUCUGUUUUCAAUGGGUUUUUUUUUUUUCUUUUCUAUGUUUCUAUCUACGAAACCUGUGCCCUUACAGCUCUAUCCAGAUCUCUUAUUAUCACCACAGGCACAUACAAAAUAUGUACGGUAGACUAGUGUUUUUGAAGUAGAGUCAGUUUUAGAGUUCAGUCCGUGUUGCCAAAGGAGCUUUUCGGUUCUUUGGCCGCAGAAACGAUAGAAUCACAAUUCAGAAGAAAAGACAUGCUGCUGGUGAGACGAACAGAAGGAAUAGAAAAUGCUAAAAACGUUCCUGUUUGGGACUCCAAAGUUCUUCUGUCCUCGUUAGGUCAGAUUUUUUUUUUAAACCUUAUUUUAAUCUUCAAAUAGCAGAAACAUAGGAUUGUUCCACGUAAUGAAAGGAUUAGGAAUGACUUGUGUUCUAUUUGAGGCGUUUCAGUGAAAUCUGUAGUGUCAAAACGCCAUAAAUCCACCGCUGUGUGCAGUUCAGAAAGGUGUUUGAAGCCGUGAAAACGAUUCAGAGGCCGGGUACAUUCUGCUCUGGUCACCAGUCAUCACAUAACUAACAAAGACAAUCAUUCACACACACACACACACACACACACACACACGCACACACAGGUGUGAGUUGGUGAUUAACCUAACCAGCCACAAGGAGAGAAACUCACGUUCACUUCAAAUACUCAAAUCAUGUAUUUUAAAGGGGAGAUAGUCGAGAUAAAUUUGACUCCUUUAGUCAUAUUUCGUCCUUAAAAGCCUUCGUUUUUUUGCUAAUGCUGAUUUUAAAAAAAUCAACUUAGACCGUCUGUAUUCAGAUGCAUCUUCCCGUCGUCGGCCGCCGUGCUCACAGUGCUCACAUGUCCGCUCCCUGAGGUGUGAUUCUAUACCCGGCGCUCACCUUGUAUCCCAGUUAACCUCCUCGUGCAGUAGAGCUCCCAGCUAACCCCGUGGUCUGAGUAGUUUACCUAGCUGUCUUAUUAUGCUCAUUAUGACAUAUCUGUAUCCUUCGCUAUACUUCUGCUCUAGUCCUCACUCGUUUUCUCUGUGUAGGCAGGUUCCGUGUUUUCUUAUAGCAAUCGGAGGAUUGCCAUGUUUUCACUCUGCUUUUUGGUAAAAACAAACAAAAAAAACAAUCAAAACACUCCUGAUCAGAAUUGUAAUAUACUGUACGUAUAUAUAUGGGAAUGUUUUUUAAGUUUUAACCUUCAGAUUGUUUUUUUUUUUUUCUUUCCUGAUCUGAUUUGUACUUGCUGACAGUUCUUACCCGCCGGCUUAUUGCUUCUGAUAAGCUUCUAACCCCCCAAAACGGAGCAGUUUUCACUCUGUUGCUGCUUUCUGCAUAUUUCCAGACCUGUGUGGCCGAGCCGUGACGCGGACCUCUCAGAUCCACGUGCUUUCACACACACGGCGGACGCAGAGAAAACGGCCGGACGCUUGACCCUAAUGGUGGAAACAUGAAAUCACUUCUCCCUCUCACGCAGGCAGAUGUGGCUGAAUCCUGAUGUCAAUCCUGUGAAAAUCUGCCUUGAACCGGUACGACUUGCUUAGAUUUGAGCGUGGAGACGACUUGCUGUUUUCCCCGUCACAUCCUGCCUCUGCCACUGACGUUUCCACCGCGCGUCCGGAGAUCUGAGAGCGUCGGUCACGAGCUCGGCGCGUCCAUGUGAUCGCUUCUGCAGUAUUGCUAUGAAAAGCUAACGAAAAAAGAAAAAAGAACAAUGUCUGUGGCCCCCCGCGAUCCUCAGCUCGUCCCAGCUGUGAGAUGAUGUGUGCAAUGUUCAUUUGAAAUCCCAGCUGUCUUUGAGGCUCUGGCUUGAUUUCUAGCUUGAUUUAGAAAAGAUUUAUAUUUUAUACUUGUUUGAGGACAGAACCCAAUAAAUUUUGAUCAAAAGAUG
Salarias fasciatus (jewelled blenny) is the source of this 8796-nucleotide messenger RNA. It is a transcript of the gene zhx1, whose product is annotated as zinc fingers and homeoboxes 1. Lineage: Eukaryota; Metazoa; Chordata; Actinopteri; Blenniiformes; Blenniidae. Gene Ontology annotation, cellular component: nucleus. Bases 801 to 3581 code for a protein of 926 amino acids. Gene Ontology annotation, biological process: regulation of transcription by RNA polymerase II. The transcript has 9 exons. The record is from RefSeq and is a predicted model, not a curated record. Gene Ontology annotation, molecular function: DNA binding; DNA-binding transcription factor activity, RNA polymerase II-specific.